CUCACAUCGACAUCGUAGGAAGUGUGCAGGCUUGUGUGUCAAGUGUUGUGCUGUCUUCAUUGCACAUUGUACUUCAAGAUGAAGAUUCUUGGAAUCGAAUUUGCUCCUCUAAACGUUCCUCUUGAGCGUCGCCUUCAGACGUUCGCCGUAUGGCAGUUCACCCUCUCGUUCAUGUGCUUUGGGUUCGGCUUCCUCUUCUUCUUCAUAUACCUGCUCUUCACCCGGUUCUAUUACAUCCCGCUGCUGUACCUGGCCUGGUACAUCUACGACCACAAGACGAGUGCUAGAGGUGGACGCAGGAUUCUGUGGGCGAGGAACUGGAAGAUAUGGAAACAUUACUGCAAUUACUUCCCUCUGAAGCUUCACAAAACCGUGGAUUUAGAUCCAGCGAAAAACUACAUCUUUGCCUGUCACCCUCACGGUGUUAUGUGCAUCAGCCAUUUUGGUAACUAUGCGACCGAAGGGACGAAUUUCAGUAAGAUGUUUCCCGGUAUACGUCCGUACCUUCUGGUGCUGGCUGGACAGUUUAUGUUUCCCGUUUUUAGGGAGUACUUCAUGAUGACAGGUGUAGCUGAAAUAUCGAAAGAAAGCAUCAACUACCUGUUAACACAGCCUGGGACAGGCAAUGCGCUCGCGAUCAUGGUAGGGGGCGCUGUUGAGGCCCUGGACGCCAAGCCAGGGAUGUUCAGACUGAAGAUGCUCAACCGUAAAGGAUUCUGUAAACUGGCGUUAAGAUAUGGAGCUGACAUCUGCCCAGUGUUUACGUUUGGAGAGAACGAUCUAUUUAACCAGAUUCCGAAUCCCGACGGGUCGUUUCUGCGGAAAAUCCAGAACCAACUGACGCACGUGUUCGGUUUCUCACUUCCCGCCAUUCACGGGCGUGGGAUGUUCCAGUACACGUUCGGUGUGACGCCAUACCGAAGACGCAUGGAUACUGUCGUUGGACGACCUAUAGAGGUGGCGAAGGUAGAGAACCCCUCGCAGGAGCAGAUUGACAAGUUACACGGGCAGUACAUGGACGCCUUGGUUCGUCUGUUUGAAAGUAACAAGAGGAAAUACAACGUAGAUGAAGACAAACAUCUGAUUUUUCAUUAGCACCAUGAAGCCAAUUUGUUCAACAAAAAUGUUUGAUCAUGAAGAUUUAUCAUUUGCCAUUUAAGACGUCCAUUUGUUGAACACAUGUUUGCUGUAGCAUGGUAAAGCAAAUUUGUUACGGUAAACACAAAUUGUGGAAAAUGAAGAUUUGAUAGUCUGUUAGAAAGUCUGUUACGUAUCCAUUAUAUAUUAAUUAGCACACAUUGUUAUAAAGGCAGUUUCUUAAA
This is a messenger RNA of Gigantopelta aegis, 1322 nucleotides long. RefSeq names its product 2-acylglycerol O-acyltransferase 2-like. Bases 79 to 1095 code for a protein of 338 amino acids. Gene Ontology annotation, molecular function: diacylglycerol O-acyltransferase activity. The record is from RefSeq and is a predicted model, not a curated record. The transcript is spliced from 5 exons. NCBI's taxonomy places the organism in Eukaryota, Metazoa, Mollusca, Gastropoda, Neomphalida, Peltospiridae. Gene Ontology annotation, biological process: triglyceride biosynthetic process. Gene Ontology annotation, cellular component: endoplasmic reticulum membrane.